Molecule: messenger RNA, 2625 nt
Organism: Fusarium keratoplasticum
Lineage: Eukaryota; Fungi; Ascomycota; Sordariomycetes; Hypocreales; Nectriaceae
Product: Spindle pole body component
Exons: 2
Coding region: 1-2625 (874 amino acids)
Biological process (GO): meiotic cell cycle; spindle assembly; cytoplasmic microtubule organization
Cellular component (GO): gamma-tubulin small complex; mitotic spindle pole body; spindle pole
Molecular function (GO): microtubule minus-end binding; gamma-tubulin binding
Source: RefSeq, a predicted model, not a curated record
AUGGCUCCCGACCGCAUAACCAAUGCCAUCGACAGCUUGAUAACCCACCUCGUGCCCAGCAACCCCAACGACAAUGAAGAAGUCGCCCAGGAGCGCCAUGAUACUUGCUUUGAAAUUGUCAAAUCCAUCAUAGACAGCCCAUCCUCCCCCGCUAUCUCUUCCGACGUCAACCAUGCCUCCGACCUCAUAAAGCGAAAGCUCAUCCAGAGCAAUCCCACCCAAGCCCUCCGAUUCUCGAACCUCUACACUCGUCUGCUCUCUCUACCUGUGCUCGAGCACAAGUGGGCUAUCCUCUACUUGCUCUACCAACUGGCUGAUUCUCCAGACCCCAGCGAGCCCCUCCCGCUGAGCCCUGUGAAGCCGUCGGCGCCCAACUACCGAGACGCCAUAAACCGCGAUGCUAUAAAACGUCAGGGCCGGGAGCGUGCCACCAAGACAUCUAGACAAGAAGAGGAGCAGUUCAAAGAGGCCUUUCAGCCAGAAGGGCUCAAGAAGCUUCCACCAAAAGAGCCCAAAAAGUCGGGCAAAGAUGGGGACCCACGGCCUGAAGCGCCCAAGAGAGACGUCUCUCUCAAGUCAACGUUGCUAGCGAGCAACUAUUCAGAGAUCGAACCUCCGGAAUCAGUCAUCCUCAGAGACCUUCCCUUUACACUCCAAGGCCUAUCUUCCACGACAUUACCGUUUCCCAAAUCAGACACCAUAAGGUUACCUCCAACUCUACCUCUACCAAUCGUCUCUCUACUCCACACUUUGGCGGAGCCCUCGCUACUAUAUCGCGGCCUCGAUGGCUUCUGCAAGACUCCUGCCAAGGGACUUCUUGGUCAGAGCUUGAGAGCGGCCAUUGGCAGUGAGCUCAAGUCAUAUCUUAGCUUGAUUGCUACGCUAGAAGGGCAGAUUCGAAGAGCUUUAGCCUCUUUGGAUGAGGAAGCGCCACGGGCAGGCAUCGGGAAAGCCGGCGUGACACUGAAAAGAUGCGUGGUCUGGACUCGCGAGGCAACCAUGGGGCUCAGGUUGAUGAGUCUCAUCGCUGAAGAAUCUGAAAAGAAGAAGGGAGGCCAGCUCGUCUCGCUUAUCCACAGCUUCUCAUCGUCUCAUGGUGACCCUGUCGUGGCUGCCUUCGCAGAGCGUCUCCUGGGGAGCUUCACGCGACCGUUUUACGACAUCCUGCGCCAUUGGAUAUACGACGGUGAACUAUCAGAUCCAUAUCAAGAAUUCUUUGUCAGGGAACAGGCUGCCAACAAGGACCCUUCAAAGGCCAAGGGGGCGGGCAACGUCUGGGAGGACAAGUACGAGAUCGCAACAGACAUGAUUCCGAGCAUCAUCACCCAGGAUUUCGCCCAAAAGGUGUUUCUGAUCGGCAAGUCGCUCAACUUUAUCCGACACAGCUGCGGUGAUGCAAUGUGGGUUGAAGACUACUCCAAGGCAGCCUCCAAGGAGCUCCGGUAUGGUGACACGGCCACGCUAGAGGCUUGGAUCGACGAGGCCUACAAGACAACCAUGAAACGACUCAUUGACUUGAUGGCCAACAAGUUCCAUCUGUUUGAGCAUCUGCAGGCGUUGAAGAACUACAUUCUCCUGGGCCAGGGAGACUUCAUUGCCCUCCUGAUGGAGUCGUUGGCUGCCAACCUGGAUCGUCCUGCUGGAGCACAGUACAGACAUACGUUGACGGCGCAGUUGGAGCACGCCAUUCGAGGCUCAAAUGCUCAGUACGAUUCGCCCGAGGUGCUACGGCGUCUGGAUGCACGAAUGCUCCAGCUGUCACACGGUGAUAUCGGAUGGGAUUGCUUCACACUCGAGUACAAGAUCGAUGCCCCUGUUGAUGUUGUUGUGACUGAAUGGGGCAACCGGCAGUAUCUCAAAGUCUUCAACUUUCUCUGGCGCAUCAAGCGUGUGGAGUUUGCCCUGCUGUCAACCUGGCGCAAGUGCAUGACAGGUUCCCGUGGCGUGCUCCAGAACUCAGACCCUGCUGUCGCUCAGGCGUGGAAGUCGACACGUGGAGUUCUCGCCGAGAUGAUUCACUUUGUUGGUCAGCUACAGUACUACAUCCUAUUUGAGGUUAUUGAAUCCUCGUGGGGCGAACUGCAGAAGCGCAUCCAGAAGGAGGACUGCACUCUGGACGACCUUAUAAAGGCGCAUACACGCUAUCUCAACGACAUCACGCAUAAGGGUCUACUUGGCGCCAAGCGACGAACGCACAGCGCGGAUGAGGAUGACCGCACAACCUACAUGAUGCAGCUCGGAGAGAUCCUUCGGUUCAUGCUCAGCUACCGAGACUCAGUCGACGGGCUCUACAGUUGGAGUGUGUCGGACUUUACCCGGCGACAGGAGGCCGAUGUGAGGAGCACCACGCGGUUCAACGACGAGCACGACGACACUCCAACAGCAGGCUCGGGGGCUGUAACGUCCGAGUUUCCUGUCCUGCAGGAGCGGCUGCGGCAUCUGGGCGUAUCAUUCAGGACCCGCCUGCAGAUCCUCCUCGGCGAUCUCGCGUACCAGCCAGACGUGGACAUGCGGUUCCUGGGUGUUGCCAUGAACUUCAACGACGUGUACCAGCCUACGAGGAGGAAGACCAAGGUUGCGGGUUCCUCGACGGCGACGCGCAGUGCAUCGGCAUCGAGGGGUUGA